AUGGCUGGAAAUAAAGCGCGACACAAUGAGGCGCCGUGCGAGGGCGGCGAUGACAGGAGCAACGACGACGGCACCAUGUACGCCCCCGUGCCGAGGAUGAAGAAGCGUCCGCGCGGACAAGGAGGAGGAGUCAAGGAGGAGGACGACAUGAACUAUUCGUCCCCCCCGCCGGAGCCGAAAGACUCGCUGUCUGAUGAGGGGGACCAGGCCGCGAGCAGCAACAGCAGCGCAGGCGCCUGCGGGGAGGGCCGAACGUGCGUUUCCUGCCGCAAGAGCAAGCUUGUGUGCAUCGCACAAGUCAGGGGCAGAGGUCGACCCGUCGCCAGCAUGACGGCAGGCAAGAAAAGUUUGAAACUGGACGAAGACAGAGUGGGCCGCAGCAGCAAGAACGGCGGAGGGGCCGACGACACCAGCAGGAGUGCACGCGUUGCCAAGAGCGUGGGAGCAGAAGAAGAGCCGGGCAGCAGCCAUGCUAACGGUAGCGGCAACAGCAGCCGCAGCGGCAGCAGCGGCAGGGGGUCGUCUGGCGCCUCCCCGUCUGCAGGUGUUUUGUCGUCUGCGCAUCCCUCUCUCGCCGGCGGUGGCGGCGGCGGCAUAGAUGGCUCCACCACAGGCAGCAGUGGGAGCAUGGGCACACGGACAGGCCAGCCGUCUUCCUCUGUCGAGGUGCCUCCUCUAGCUGCCGUUGCUUCGCAGAUUGCCGCCGGGACCUCCCCUUCUCCGCUGUACGCCGCCGCCCUCGACGGGGAGGGCUCGCCCCGAGGUGACCACGGCGGCGAUGGUGGCGGCGGCGUCGGGGAAGGAUUUCUGUUGGCCCCCCUCGAGCAGCGGCACCUCGAAGCUUGUUCUCGUGCCCUUUCGCCACGUAUCAUGCAAUCAGGAAUCCCAACCAUAGCGCCACCGCAGCAGCAUCAACAGCAGCAGCAGCAGGGUGUGUACGGCGCUUUGCAUAAUAGCUCGGCGCGACCGCUGUCGACCCACCCCCUACAAUUCCACGGAGGAGGCAUUGGCGGGGGCGGUAGCGGCAGCAGCGGCCUCAGCGACGGCGGGAGCAUGGCGGCGAUGAACGCCUCCGCAGCGCAGGGGUCGAUCAGCUCGGCGGGCGGCUCGUGGCGAGGUGCGUUCCUCGGCGGCCCCGGUCCUGCGGCGCACGCGGUCGGCGGCCUUGGCGGGACGGGAGAGGUUAGCAGGAACGACAUCGACACCCCGAACGGCCAGUGGGAGUACAUGAACACCCCUUCGGUCGCAACGGCAACGGCAACGGUCGAAGGCGAGGUGAACGCGCCCGCCUCCUCCUCCUCCGCAGCGGAAAGCUUCGCCCCCAUGCCGAUGGGUCACAUGGCAAACAGCGGCAUCGGGGGUGGCGGCGGCGGCGGCGGCGCGGGCGACGGUCGGGGCGAGAACGGGCGCGGCGGCGGCGGCGGCGGCGGCGGCGGCGGCGGCGGCAUGGGCAUGCGGAGAGGCAAGUGCAUCUCCUCGCUCUCGAGCGACGGGGGUUUCAAUGGCGCCGGGAAGGUGGCGGCGUCGACGUGGGUGGAGGCGAUGGAUGAGCACACGCACGCGGUCGCCGCCGGCGCCGGCGCUACCGCCGGCGCCGGCGCCCCUACAGCUGGGGCGCGUGGCGCGGCUGGAGGCGGCGGCGGCCCCGACGGCAGCGUCGAUCCUACCGAAGCCAUCGUGUCGGGCUUCUGGAAGCUGUUCAGAGAACACGAAGUCCACCGUCCAAAGGCGGUCCUUGUCAUCCGGCAUUGGGCGUUGUGCGCCCUGGACAGGCGGAGCACCCACCUCAUGCGCGAGACUGUCAGCAUGGCGAGGGCGCUGUCCAUCAACGUCGCUGAAAUUCUGAACGACUACAGCAUAUACGCCAUGUUCCACGAGCUAUUACGAGAGGCUGAGGCGGGCAACACAAUCGAGCCGGUGCCCCCCGCGGAGCUCGGCCACCAAGAGACCCCGCAGUACAUCCAGGAGAUGUCGUCGGUGUUCGCGGCCGUGUCGAUGCGGGUUGUUCUUCGGGGGCAGAGCAGCUUCCACCACAACGACGUGUGCGGCCGCCUCUUCUUGACCACGCAAGAGGCGAACGAGAUGUACGCCUCCGAUAACCAGGACGUGUGGGCGACGUGCAUUCACCCGGACGAUCACCAAGACCUUCUUCGACAACUUAUCGAUGCAGCUCUUCCGUACUCCUGGGCACCAGUCCGAGUUCAAGAAAGUGUUGAAGUGAUGCAAAGCGCUGCCGUUUCUCAUUCCGAGCGCAUUCGUCCAUUACUCGUGUACCCGCCUUACCCCGCUGCAUCGGCUGCCCUCCGGGAACGAACAAAUGCCCUUGGGGUCUCUACCAUAUUGUUUAUUGUUUUCCUGUUGCGCCUGCCGGACCAUCUUCAGUGUCGAGACCGAAUCGGGGUCGUUUUCCUGGCGCUGGUCCACUUCCGGUACGAGUUCCGAGACGACGGCAAUUUCGCCGCGUUCGGCCUGAGCAUUCUCCCCCUGCCCCAGUCGGACUACAUCCAGAACGUCGAGCAGCCGCUGACCGCGUCCGACGGGCACGGUAGCAGCGGGGGUUCCACCGCCGCGUCGCCGCCCGUGCAGCCGCAGCCGGAAGGGCCAUCAUCGUCUAGGCCGUCGCUGCCGCCGCCGCCACGGUUCGUCGGCAGCGGUAACAGCGGCGACAGAGGAGCGGGGGGGGUGGGGGUGGGGGCGGCGGCGGCGGCCGUGACGACGGCGCUUCGCGGCGUGUCGUCCGCAAGCUGUAGCGUGCCCUCGUCCUCGGGGGUCGUGACCGCUGUUGCCGCGUCGGUUGCCGGAGAAGGAGACUGCGGGCUCUCGCGGCAGCCGCUCCCCCCGCUUGACCUCGAGGUGAUGCAGCGGCGGCCGGGCUCGCUCGGCGGACACGGGAGCGGGGGCGGAGACUCGGCCGACGUUUCGCCGGGCGGGGUGGGGGCGGCGGCGGCGGCGGCGGCGGGAGCGGCGAUGGCCACGGGCGGCGUCGGUUUCAGCUUUUCCCGGUUUUCUUACGGGGGGGGGGGCGGCAGCGCCCCCCGAAAAAACCCCGUUUUGGGGCCCGGCAAUUAA
This is a messenger RNA of Ectocarpus siliculosus, 3069 nucleotides long. Lineage: Eukaryota; Phaeophyceae; Ectocarpales; Ectocarpaceae. The record is from the annotation of a GenBank genome assembly.